Coturnix japonica (Japanese quail) is the source of this 3157-nucleotide messenger RNA. RefSeq names its product ankyrin repeat domain-containing protein 40-like. The record is from RefSeq and is a predicted model, not a curated record. Lineage: Eukaryota; Metazoa; Chordata; Aves; Galliformes; Phasianidae. Gene Ontology annotation, molecular function: protein binding.
UGCGGUUGUGUAACCGACAGCCCGGCGGGACGGAGCGCGGAGCGGGGCCGCUCUGCCCCCUGGCGGUGCACGGAGCAGCGCCGUGUCUGUCCGUAGGGAUGGGUUUAUCCAUAGGGAUGGCCGGGAGCUGCCGCGCUGUGCGAGGGGCUGUGAGGCCGAACGGGAGCACGGCGAUGGAACGGCAACGAGCGGGAGCUGCACACGGGGCGGUAACGGGACGGUAACGGGACGGCCCGGCACAAAAUGGCGGCGGCGGAGAUGGGGGCGGCGGGACCCGGCGGAGCGGCCGGGAGCCGCGGUAACGACGAGACCCCGUGACGGGAACCGCGGGCGGAGCCGCGCGGCCGGGGGAGGCGAUGAGCGGCGGAACGAGCGAGCUGCAGGAGCUGCAGGAGCUGCAGGAGCGGCUGAGGGAGGCGGCGGCGCUCGGGGACGAGGAGGAGGUGCGGCGGCUGCUGGAGGCGGGGGCGGACGUCAACUCCCGUAACGAGAUCGACGGCUGGACCUGCCUGCACUGGGCCUGCAAGCGGAGCCACGCGCCCGUGGUGGCGCUGCUGCUGGACGCGGGCGCGGAUCGGAGCAUCAGGACGGGAGCGGGGCAGCUGGCCGAGCAGCUGACGGGCAGGGAGAACAUCCGCAGGAUCCUGGCAGUCACAGAAGAGGAGGACUGUCAGGCAGUGAGCGAUGUGACCCCACCAGCUGCUGCCAGCUCUGUGUCCGCCCCACCAUCCCCACACAGCUGUACAGAUGGAAGCCCUGCUCACAGCUCAGCAGAAUCUCUGGAUGAAAGCGCUCCCAUCUCUCCAGCUUCCCAUGGUGAAAUCAGUCCUCGUUCUCCAGCAGCUCAUGUUGAAGCUGUGUGCACGCCCACACCGUGCUGCACUGAGGACGGCCUUCCUGCUCCAGAUGCUGCAGCACAGCUGCCCAUCACAUCGGCUGCACCAUCAGCCUCAGAGCGCUCAGAGCUGGGGGUGCAGAGCAGCUCCUGGCAGCCCCCCGCACACAGCCCUGCUCUGUGUGUCUCAGCACCCCCCAGCCAGGCCAUGCCACUGAGCAGCUGCCCAGCGCCUGGGGCUGCGCCUGCAUUUCAGCCCUUCUUCCUUACUGGACCUUUCCCUUAUCACAUGCAAGCAGAACUUGUGCUUAAGGUGAGAGUGCAGAACCUCAGAGACGACGACUUCAUUGAGAUUGAACUGGACAGACAGGAGCUGACGUACCAAGAUCUGCUCAGAGUGAGCUGCUGUGAGCUGGGCGUUAAUCCCCAACACGUAGAGAGGAUCAGGAAGCUACCAAACACGGUGCUGAGAAAGGACAAGGACGUUGCCCGGCUGCGGGACUUCCAAGAGCUGGAGUUGGUUCUUGUGAAAAGCGACAGCUCUCCCUUCAGAAAUGCUGCAUCAGCUUUGACUGACAGACCGUGCUACAACAGCAGAGCCUCCAAGCUGACCUACUGAGUGCCAGCUGCACCCUGAGCCUGGGACCACAGCGGAUACACUGCUGCCUUCUAGAGGCAGUGAAUGAGCAUCUGUGAGACCUUAAGUUAUUGUUAGGGCUAAUAUUUUAACUAAUAGUUUAUCUUUGGUAUUUAUUAUUCCCCUUUGCUUUUAUUUUUUUACUUGAUCCUCUAUUCAGAUAAUUCAGGGUACCUCAUUUGUUCACCAAGAUCUCAUGCUUCCAGUGCAGUUCAUUUUUAAAAUCAUAUGUAGCAACUGAGGGCAGCAAAGAAAUGAUGCAGAGUAUUCCCAGUCCUUGAACCAAGCAGGAGUCAUGGCAAUGACAAUCAGGAGGCAGCAGUGUAUGCAGUGAAGCCUUUCCUUGCCCCUGUCUGCUGUGAUCCAGGCCCUGCUGCCUUCAGCCUGUGCCCAUGUUGGCUCCCAGCAGCACUCUGCAGUGCAGUGCUGUGUCCUUGGAGGGUCACCCCAUGGGGGCAGAUGGUAAAAGCACAUUUCAGAGAAAAGCACUGAAGAGCCACCUGAGGCUCUUGUGUUCAGGCUUUCCAUUAAGUCACUUGGGCUUAAAACUCCUGCUUAGUGGACCCAAUCAAUUACCAUCUUUCCCCCCCUGCUCCCUAUCGCUACCAAUGCACUGAAUAUUCCUUUACCCAGGACCUAAAGCCCAGACCCAAUUCCCGGUAAGCUACAGACACACUAUGAAAUAGGAAUUCCUAACCUGGGCUCCCACUUUGUUCUUAGGGUAGGACAGGAAAGGCGUUAUUACCAUAGUGAUUACAUGUUUACCUCUUUGAGACAGCUUGCAGACUAGCUCAGCUGGUGUGCAAUAACUGCUCCAAACCUGCACUAUGUGUAUUUAUCUUCCCUCAGCUCCCAUAUUUAGGAUGUCACUGUGAUGACUGCCUCUGCUCAUUACUGGACAUUUAGCUGUAGGAGCAGCUGGUCUUAAAAAAGCUUUCUUUGCUCUGGUUUCCACAAUAACUGUUAAAACUCUAAUCGACAUCUGACUGUAACAAGAAGUCUAUGCAUUCAGAGAAAUAUUUUUCUAUGUUUGAUGCAGUUUGAUGAGCCCAGAGGCGCACUACGGCAGGGUUAUUUUGUUCUGCUUUCUUUGAACAAUAAACUUGUUAGUAACAACUGAAACAAACCACAGAAGUUACUAUUCUUCUUCCCAAUGACCCUUGUUGGUGCUACAAACUCACACCGAACUGAGCUCCGUGGAGCUGGGCUGCUUCCCUGGGGGAGGGCACAAUCAAUUUGUUGUUUCAUCCCCAUUUCAAGAAGAACAACAAAAAGAAAAUCCCAUAGCAGUGUGUUUUUACAACAAGAAACACAAGGUGUGUCAGGUGCUAAACCACAGAACAACCCAACAUCCAAAUUACGGGACUAAGCUUGAAGACACGAGCAGAUUUAUUAGGAAAGAGAAACUUAUUUAAUACUAAACGUUAAUGACAGAGACCAUCAAAUUUGUAACAGAAAUUCAAAGAUAUUUUAUUUCCAUUUCUCAUAUAUCAAGAAGCUAGGAAUACCUUAGUUGUAAAAAUGGGAUUGGUUUUAGUUCGAUCCACACAAAUACUAAACAUUUAUUUUUGUGUUUUAAAGUCCAAGAAUGAAAACUUGCAAUUAAACACUGAGCAAGCCAUGUGUUCAGGUUAUGGUGGUUUCUUAUCUUAAAAAGUCUUAAAGAAAAAAAAAAAAAAAAAAAA